Messenger RNA from Uloborus diversus, 4112 nucleotides. RefSeq names its product rhotekin-2-like. The transcript has 11 exons. The record is from RefSeq and is a predicted model, not a curated record. Gene Ontology annotation, cellular component: actomyosin contractile ring. Lineage: Eukaryota; Metazoa; Arthropoda; Arachnida; Araneae; Uloboridae. Gene Ontology annotation, biological process: actomyosin contractile ring assembly; septin ring organization; mitotic cytokinesis. Bases 1 to 1440 code for a protein of 479 amino acids.
AUGAGGAGGACCUGGGAGCUUGCAUCUGUUGUAACAGUCGUUCAGGAGUACGAUCUGGAGCAACGCAUCGAGCUUGAGCUGCGCAUGCAGGAGGGCACGCAGAAGCUGCUGUCCGCCUGCCGCUAUCAGCUGCAGUCGCUGGAAGCCGUCAAGUCGCUUCUCACUUCCGACGAGAGGAUACGGGCCUGCGCGGGAGAGUUGCAGAGAAGGAAAGCUCUCGCCAACAAGAAGAUGAGUCCCACGACCCAUUUGCUCCCCUGCCUGGGAAAAGUUGCUGUGUCAGAUUUGCGCAUGCCUCUAAUCUGGAAAGACAGCGAUCACUUUAAGAACCGUGGCGAUCGUCGACGUUUUGCAGUCUUCUGUUUGCUGAAAAUCGGAACGGAAGUCCAGGACACGGCCAUGGUCGCCGAUGUGGACAGGAGUAUGACGGACGUGGCCUUUGAAGAUGUCAACGUCUUCAAUACUGUUCCGCAUGACUUUGAGUUUCGUCUGGAAGUGUAUAGUCAUAUUUUGCAAGAAGACUUGAGCAUAGCAAGUGCUUCCAAUAAGUUGAAGAAGAAAAUAUCUUAUUCAGUCAGCAAAGCAAUAGGAAAAAGACUCUCCGAUAAUUUUAAAGAAGAUUCCAAUUUUAAAACAGGAUUUGCUGACUUUGAUUUAGUAGCUAGUGCGAAGUUAAAUCUUAGCGACGCAAAUUCUCGGAUAAAAACGUAUGAUUUAGUAAUGGAGAAUUCAGACAAAAAUAGCAACCAAAUCCCACUGUUUGGGCACUUUUGUUGCCGCCUUGCAGUGCAGCCAACGUGUAUGACAGAAGAAGUAUAUUCAGGUUAUCUCAGUCUAGUCCAACAAAUUGGGAAUAUUACCGGUUCCAGACGUAUGCUGUGUUCACUCAAAAACUUUAAUCUUUCCAUGUGGUCAAAUUUUGCUGAUGUCCAUGGUGCUAAUCCUGAUGUAGUCAUUCCUAUUAAAGCGGGUACCAAAGUCAUUCCUAGUUCAAAAGCCAUUUCAUACCCUCGCUUUAGUUUUCAAAUAGAAUACUCAUCCGAAGAAGGGGAGAAGGAGUUGUUGCUCGCAGCUGACUCGCCCAUUCAACUGAAUGAGUGGAUGAGCUACAUUAACCAACAUAUGGAGGAUUACGAGCUAUGGAAGCCAGCCACUGAAUCUCUCAUGGAAAUCUCAUCCCCAUGUGCUUGCCGCAAUUCACAAUCAUUUAAGCAUAGAAACAGUUCUUUGUACGAUGAAACGCCAUUUUCUGAAGAUGGGGAGUGUUCCAGCCAGUCAUCCCUCCACAAAGAAAGCCAUCGAAUAUCCACCCCUCCCUUUUGUUCCUGGUCGUCUGGAUCUUCCUCAACCAACAGUUCUUUCGAGCAUCCCCUGUCUAAAUCGUCUCUCAAUCGGCGAUCCGUUAGUGCAUAUUUUCCUUCGUUUUUUCACUCGUCGUGAAACAGCUCAUGGACAUUAAGAUUUGCUUUGAAAUACAGUUGUCGUAUCACACUGAUAUCAUUAAAUAAUACUCCAGGCAUGUUUGUUUUUAUCACAUUUAAGUUCAGGGCGCUGCUAAGUAGACGGAUGCAGAAAUUCAGAGCAAAAUUUAUUUUUUAGUGUUCUGAAGGUUCAAUACUGUAUUAUAGUAAUAGUCUAGCACAUUCAGAAUUUCCUUCUGAAGGGUAAGGGGGUUAAAAGAAAUCAACAUUUCUGCUCAUACAAUCCAUAUACGUAUACUAGUUGCGUCACCCGGCAUUGCACGGUCUACUUCGAAAAUAAAAGCUAUGUCAAGUGACGCGUGUUCAACAAUCGGGCUUGAACAAAAAAAAAAAAAAAAAUCAGUAAAAUUUUGCGGCAGAUUGCGGAAAAAUAUCCAAAAAGUAAACAUUUUAAACUCCCGGAUUAUAGGAAAAGCCAUCAAAACAAAAGCCAGAAUUUUAUUUGUUUAUAUUCGAGAAAGAAAAAAAGUUGAGAUGAAGCACUGAAUAAUAAUUUGAGUGGAGGAAAGCCUUCGAAAAAUAGGGAUUUUAUGCCGAAAUCUAAGUGUCAUAAUUAAUAGUUUUUAAUUGAUAUGUCCGCUAAUUACUAUCGGAGGAUUAUGUUAAAUGGCCAAUCAUAAAGACGGGAAGAAUACGAAUCCAUCGAUCCCUGGUUCGAUAUUCAGUUCGCUGUCAUUCGUGAGAAGUAACUUGGACAUACAUACAUAGGUAGAUACGCUCAGUUUUUAAUUAUCUAAGAUUUAUUAACGUUCUUAAAUCGGAUAAUAUUUAAAACCAACGGUUUUGGGUUGCUUUGUCCUCAACCCAUUCCCUCGCUAUGCCUCCGGCCGUAGAUGCUUCUGUAUUUUCUUAUAAUUCAGUGAAACCUAACCUACGGCCAGCGGGCAAUAUGGGACCCAUGACGCUGAUUCAUGUGGUCUAUUCUUAUGUUCAAUGUCACGAACCGAAAACCAUAUUUCCCAAACAUCAGAUCUUCUUCAACCGAUAUUAAGAAUGAUUGUUACAAAUUUGGACAGACGAAAAUGAAAAUAAGCGAGCGGUAAUGAAAACAACAAUUUUUGGUUUGAAAUUUUCGUCCUUUCUCCGUGCUUUCACAUGUUAUCUGGAAAAAUGUCAUUAAUUAAGAAAAUUGUAUUAUUCAUCUUAUGCGGGAAAAAUUAUACUUAAGCGUAUUUACAUUUUACGUGUGUUCCUGUUCAAGAAAUUCAGCUCAAUAUAAGGUGGUCCUCAGGUUAAAAAAGUUGAGCACAGCUGUCAUAAAUAACAGUUUGUAAGAUGAGCUAUUAAAGGGUUUGUGCUACUAAUAAAAGCAUAAAAGAGAAACGAAAUUUGAUGCUGCAAAUAUCUGAAAUCACUGAGUAAAAUCCUAUAGCCCGGUUAGUUAAUUGUCUCAAACUUGACUUUUUUGACCUGAAGAUGACUGCCUCGUUUGAAGAUAUGCCGUAAGGUGACCAACGCGAGAUCUAAUUAUGUGAUGGCAAGAGUCAAAACACUAUAAGUAGUCACCAUAAGUAAUCAUUUCGGUUUAAAUGAUAAUUUGUCUUGGUCAAAGAAUAUCAUAAGACUAGAAAAUCGCCCGUCAAGGUAUGAUGGGUGAAAAUUGCUUUUACAUUUGAACGAAGCAAUUGCCUGUUGAUGAUAUUUUGAUAAUUGAAAUUUUAACCCUAAUUGCAGUGGAUUAACCCUAAACUCCAGUAGAUAGCGUUAAAUGUUGACCACUUUUUCGUUUCUUCAUUCUCCUAAAAUGAGCCUUAUCUGUAAAACAGUUAAGUUACCGGAUACAGUACAGUCUUGUCAAAAAAAAAAAAAAAAAAGCAUUUCCCUGCCAUGUCAAACACUGCCAAAAAAUAUUAUCAAAUUAUCAUGCCGUGGCGCGAGUUUCAUUGUUGAUGACGUCAGGACCUUUGCUCGAUCAUUGGCUAUUAUAUAUAUAUGAAGAUGAUCUAAAUGAGUUUUAGUCCCUUUUGCCUUUCUAAUAGGGAUAUUUCAUAAGAUCGGCAGCAAUCUCUGUAAUUCAGUUUCAAGAUUGCCUUGCUUGUGCCAAUUACAGAUUGUUUUAGUUUAGCAUAUCCCAUACAAUAUUCUGAUCGACACCGAUGAGUCUUAAAUGUAUAUUUAAUAAGCUAAGCUAAGAAAAACCAUCAGUUUAAUAAAUAUUUAAAUAUGAACAAGAGAAGGUGGGUUAAACCCUUCUAGUUUCCUCUGCAUACUAAUACAGAUCCGGGGAGAAAUCACAAGUUUAAUUUUCAGUUAGUGUUCUUUCUUUAUUUCUUUUUUUCCUGAAAGAAACAUAUUUUUUUCGGCGAACAAUUUUGCUCUCAAAUGAUGUAAACAGAUUUCAAGGAAAAAAAAUAGAAAAAAGAAAAAGAGGUGUAGAUAUUGACAAGUAUUUUUUUUUUUUUUUUCUAUUUUUCUGACGAGGACAGACACUGAUAUAUUGGGGAAAACAAGUCUUCAUUUCUCAAACAAAAGAGGAAUGUGGGGCAAAGUUGUUUUGAAAACUACUUUAAAUAAAGAAAGAACAUUGUAUUUCAUAAUAAGCUUGCAUCGAAGCAUUAUUUUUUGCUUUCGGCAGUAAAAUUGUGCCUUCAAAAAAAAAGGUGGAAAUUUUUCACUUUUUUUUUUUCUCCA